Molecule: messenger RNA, 805 nt
Organism: Colossoma macropomum (tambaqui)
Lineage: Eukaryota; Metazoa; Chordata; Actinopteri; Characiformes; Serrasalmidae
Gene: eps8b
Product: epidermal growth factor receptor pathway substrate 8b
Exons: 7
Coding region: 58-777 (239 amino acids)
Biological process (GO): regulation of Rho protein signal transduction; positive regulation of ruffle assembly; Rho protein signal transduction
Cellular component (GO): vesicle; ruffle membrane; plasma membrane
Molecular function (GO): actin binding
Source: RefSeq, a predicted model, not a curated record
CAGAGACAGAGGGUGCAGAGCUCACAGCAAAACAAGCACAGCCUCUUCUGAUAAAGGAUGCUCGAGUCGUCUAACAGCGACGCCAAAUAUGCCAAGAUCCGCUAUGACUUUGUGGCCCGAAACGCCAACGAGCUGACAGUCCAGAAGGGUGAGGUGUUGCAGGUGCUGGAAAGUGAAAAGCAGUGGUGGCUGCUGAGGAACCGCAGCGGUCAGCUGGGCUAUGUGCCCUGCAACGUGCUGGAGGAGGUCAAAGCGGGAGAGCCGCAGUAUAACCGUGCUGCGCUCUUCAACAGCCAGGCAGCGAAUCCAUACAAAGCUAGCUCUCCCCCUGCUUCGGUAAAUCAUGGAGAGAGUGUGGAGAUGAACAAAUCCUCGUGGGACAAAGACAACCGUACCCAGCAGAAGGAGAUGAAUGAUGAGCUUCUGAAGAGAAUUACAGACAGCAGAGCUCAGACUCCUGCUCGCAAUUUCCGGGUGGAACAUUCUGUCAGAACGGCUCCCAUCACCUACCAGUCUCAGCCCUACGAGGUCCAUGCCUGGCUCAAUGCCAAGGGCUUCUCCAGGCCGGUGGUGGACUGUCUGGGUAUUCUGACUGGAGCACAGCUCUUCUCUCUGAGUAAGGACGAACUUAAGGCAGUGAGUGGUGACGAGGGCUCUCGGGUCUUUAGCCAGAUCAGCGUGCAGAAGGCCCAGAUAGAGAGCAACAGUGGCGACUCUGAGCUGGAGGAAAUCAUGAGGCGACGGCAGCAGGAGGUGGACGCUUCUACUUGGGACUGAUUGCCUUCAAUCUGCCUGUCAAUCAAAA